GCGCCGCCAUGGAGGGCGGGGAGGAGCCGCGGGGUCCCCAGGGGGACGGGGACGGACCCGGAGAGCCCCGGGCAGCCCCGCCGACUCCCCCCGGUGACCCCCCCGGCGGCUUCAUCAACCUCCUGGGCCUCCUGGAGACCACCGCCCCGGCCCACCGCUCCAAACCCUACCGCUGCACCGAGUGCGGGAGGACCUUCGGCCAGAGCUCCAACCUCCUGGAGCACCAGCGCACCCACACGGGCGAGAGGCCCUUCUCCUGCCCCCGCUGCCCCAAGAGCUUCGGCAGGAGCUCCACCUUGGCCGAGCACCUCCGCACCCACACCGGCGAGAAGCCCUUCUCCUGCCCCACCUGCCCCAGGACCUUCAGCCGCAGCUCCACCUUGACCGAACACCUCCGCACCCACACCGGCGAGACCCCCUUCUCCUGCCCCGAGUGCGGCAGGACCUUCGGCAGGACCUCCAACCUGGUCAAGCACCUCCGCACCCACACCGGCGAGAAGCCCUACGCCUGCCCCCGCUGCGGCAAGACCUUCAGCCUCAGCUCCAACCUGGUCAAGCACGAGAGGACCCACACGGGCGAGAAGCCCUUCCCCUGCCCCCGCUGCCCCAAGCGCUUCAAGAAGAAGACCCACCUGGCCUCCCACCAGCGCACCCACACCGGCGAGCGGCCCUACCGCUGCGGGGACUGCGGGAAGGCCUUCGGCCAGAGCUCCACCCUCAUCGAGCACCAGCGCACCCACACCGGCGAGCGGCCCUUCCGCUGCGGCGCCUGCGGCAAGAGCUUCUGCGUCUCCUCCAACCUGGUCAAGCACCGGCGCAUCCACACCGGGGAGAAGCCCUACGGCUGCCACCGCUGCGGGAAGAGCUUCCGCUACAAGCCCCAGUUCACCCGGCACCUCAAGGGGCACCCCGAGGAGGAGGAGGAGGGCUGCGGGUCCUAGGAGGUGGCCCGGCCGCGCCGAGGAACCCGAGGAACCUCGUGGAGGGGCGGGAUGGUGGCCGCCAAAAGCGUGGUAGAACCUCAGAUGGGGUUACAGUAGAGAGGCGGAGGUGGGUUGUGGGCUUGGGAGGUCGGGAUGGGUGCCAGGACCUCAGCGGGGUGGUCCACCAUGAUGGUGUCCAGCUAGGAACCCAAG
Messenger RNA from Oxyura jamaicensis (ruddy duck), 1136 nucleotides. RefSeq names its product gastrula zinc finger protein XlCGF52.1-like. The annotation marks the transcript as partial. The transcript is spliced from 2 exons. Gene Ontology annotation, biological process: regulation of DNA-templated transcription. Gene Ontology annotation, molecular function: RNA polymerase II cis-regulatory region sequence-specific DNA binding; DNA-binding transcription factor activity, RNA polymerase II-specific. Lineage: Eukaryota; Metazoa; Chordata; Aves; Anseriformes; Anatidae. The record is from RefSeq and is a predicted model, not a curated record.